Messenger RNA from Helianthus annuus (common sunflower), 822 nucleotides. RefSeq names its product proteoglycan 4-like. The record is from RefSeq and is a predicted model, not a curated record. The transcript has a single exon. NCBI's taxonomy places the organism in Eukaryota, Viridiplantae, Streptophyta, Magnoliopsida, Asterales, Asteraceae. The coding region runs from base 1 to 822 and encodes 273 amino acids.
AUGAGAAAGCUGGAUGUUGAUCCUAAAGCAAAACCAAAAGGUCAACAAAACCAAAAGCCAGGGUCUACCAAAGAUACUUCUGCAAAAUCUUCUGAAAAAUCAGAUGUUGGAAAGAAAAAGGGAAUUGAUGAGACCCUCAAUGUCCAGAUUGAUGAGGAGAUUUUAGCAAAGCAGAAAAGAAAAGACACAGUAGAUAGCAAGGCCUAUAACUGGAAGAAAGAACAGGAGGAAAAAAUGAAAAAAGAAAACAUUGAUACUUCUCAAAGAAGAAAGUCUUUUAGAAAUAAUAGACCACCAAUAGCCACAUUUCCCAAAACAUCUACUACUCCUAAAAAGCCCGCAUCUUCUGCUGCAACCAAACCCAAACCUUCACCUCAAAAACCACCACAAAAGAAGCAUAAAAUAGCUUCACCACCACCAUCUUCCACAAAACCAACAGAUGUUUAUGCAACAAAAGCAUCAACAUAUAUUAGGCCAACAGUUGUUGAGACACCAGUGGUUUCAACAGCUGUUAGCCAAACCACUGCUUCCAUUCAUUUUGACACACCAACACAAUUACCACCAACACCCCAAAAAUUACCUUCACAAUCGUCUUUCUCACCUAAACCACCUUCUCCAUCAAAAACUCCUCCACAUCCCAAAUUUGCCUAUGCAUACAAAAGGAAAUUUGUUGUGUUAGAUGAUGAUAAGGAGAUUCUAUCACCAAUCCCCUUAUCAUCUGCUCCCGCUCAAAUCAUUCCACCCUCAUCAUCUUCACUUACAAGUCCACUUCAUCAUCCACCCAUUGGUUACAUGCCAUCUGCCAUCCCAUUGGCAACUUAA